AUGGUUGACGGGGAAAACAACAAAGCUACCGUCGAUACGGUGCAGGUUGCGCUAAGAAUUAGGCCUUUGAUGCGGACGGAGAUUGAAAGAGGGUGUGAUGAGUGCAUUGAGGUAGUGCCUGGGGAACAGCAAGUGCAGAUUAAAGACCUAGCCUUCACAUACAACUAUGUGUUCCCUCAGCAUAUCACACAACAGGAAUUCUAUGAUACGGCUGUUAAAGGUCUUAUUGGCAAAUUAUUCCAAGGAUAUAAUGUUACAAUACUUGCCUACGGACAAACUGGAUCUGGUAAAACAUACACAAUGGGUACUAACUACUCAGGAUCUGAUGGUGACUUUACUAGAUUAGGUGUAAUUCCUCAAGCCGUUGCUGAUAUAUUUGAUUUCAUAGAGACACAUGAAGACAAAUUCAUAUUUAAAGUGACUGUUUCCUUUAUGGAACUAUAUCAAGAGCAAUGUUACGAUUUACUAUCGGGGAAGGAGAGGGGUCAUAGUAUUAUAGAAAUUAGAGAGGAUAUCAACAAAGGAGUUAUUCUACCAGGCAUAUCAGAGCUUGCAGUAUCUUCAACAAUGGAAACAAUGUCAGUUUUAGAGCGUGGUUCAGCGGGACGUGUGACUGGCUCCACGGCUAUGAAUCAGGCCUCUAGCAGGAGUCAUGCUGUCUUCACUAUUGUCAUUGCUAAAGAAAGCAGGAGUGAUAAAAACAUAGCCACAACAUCAAAGUUCCACCUUGUGGAUUUGGCUGGUUCAGAACGCAUUAAAAAGACAAAGGCUAGUGGCGAGCGUCUGAAGGAAGGUGUCAAGAUCAACCAAGGGUUACUUGCACUCGGAAAUGUCAUAUCUGCUCUUGGAGAUGGAACCAAUAGAAGUUUUAUUAGUUAUAGAGAUAGCAAGCUUACAAGAUUAUUGCAGGACAGUCUCGGUGGUAACUCCCUGACACUGAUGGUCGCGUGUGUCAGUCCAGCUGACUACAAUCUGGAUGAAACGGUAUCAACGUUACGAUAUGCGGACCGUGCGAGGCGUAUUCGUAACAAACCUAUUAUUAAUCAAGAUGCGAAAGCUGCUGAGAUCGUCAGGUUAAACAACUUAGUAAAUGAACUCAGACUUCAAUUAGUCGGAAAGCUUCCAACAAUUAGUGAACAAAACAAUGAACAACUUCAAGAACAACUAGACAAAGAAAAGGCAAGAUAUGCAGAACUUCUCAAAAAACAUAAACAAGUUACAGAACAUCUUAGCAAUAUGUUGGUAGAAAAUACGAAUUUGUGUGAAAAAGCUCUUUUAGCGGAAGCAGCAAAAGAAAAAAUAGAACGUAAAUUGAACGAAUUGACAGAACAAUGUAAUCAGACAAUAGAAAAUAUAAACACGACAGACUUCUCACAAGAUGAAGGACAGAAAACAACAGUUGUUGAUUAUCUUAAAGAAAUUAAGACGAGAUUAGAAGAUUUGCAGUCUGUGAACUUGAAAACAAAUGAAGAAUUGAUAGAUCAUGAAAUUAAAUUGUCCUUUGUCAAAGAAGAUGUUGAUGGAGAAAAGGUUGAUGAGGAGGUGUUAUUAACUGAGGAUCAAGCAGUUUUGGAAGAAGAAAAGAGAGCCAUGGGACAGGUGGCACUAAACCAAGAAUUACAAGAACUGAACCGCGCUAUGGCUAUCAAGGCGUCAGUAGUCCAAGCUAUACUGGCUAAUAACAAGGAGAUGUUAGACAGCCAUCACAAUCUACGAGAGAACGAGGAGAAGAUAUCUCAGCUGGAAAAAGAGAGGGACGAGCUUUUGCAACAGUUGAAACAGACUAAGUCUAAAGAUCCGUCACACGAAGAGCGGCGUACAAAGGUAUCAACAUUAGAGUCUGAGAUAUCAGAAUUGAAGAAAAAAUGUCAGCAUCAGGCCAAUAUUAUCAAGACGAAGGAAAAGAACGAAGCCAAGAUAGCUGCUUUGAAUGCCGAGUUACAAGCAAUGAAGGCUACUAAGGUGAAAAUAAUCCGUCAAAUGCGUGAGGAAAGCGAGAAGUUCCGUAAGUGGAAGCUGGACAACGAGCGCGCGCUGCUGCGCCUGCGCAACGAGGACCGCAAGCGAGCCACGGCCAUGGCGCGCAUGGAGUCGCUGCACGCCAAGCAGCAGAACGUGCUCAAGCGCAAGAUGGAGGAGGCCGUCGCCGUCAACAAGCGGCUCAAGGAGGCCCUAGAUCGUCAAAAGCAAACGGCCAUGAAGCGUAACGCGAAGGGCAGCGUGAAAGCGGGAGCAGUGCAGCAGUACAUUGAACAAGAACUUGAAGUGCAUCUCAGCAUCGUAGAGGCAGAGAAGUCGCUGGAAGAACUUAUGGAAUACAGAGCCUGGAUAAUAGAACAAAUAGAGAGCCUCCGCAACAGCACCGAUGAUGAAAACAACAGAAAGAAGAUUGCAGAGCUUGAAGAUGACUUGGCUCUCAGAAAGGCACAGAUAUCUGACUUACAACAGAAGAUAUUGACUGCUGAUCAAGAAAACAAAUCCCGAACACAAUGGGAUAACAUACAGUCGAUGCUUGAAGCUAAGGUCGCUCUGAAAUGUCUCUUCGAGCUCUUAGUAGACUCUAAGAGGGAACUACAGAAUCAAAGUGAAAAGGGCUUCCAAGCGAGAUACGAGGAAGUCAAAGAAGCAUAUGAUAGGCUAAUGGUUGAAUUUGAAAACAAUAAAUCUGAGUUUGAACAGCAAAUUGCUGCUGUUAAGUUGCAAAAUGAACAAAAGUUGAGUGCGUUAGUAGCUCUUCAAAGAGGUGUCGUCGGUAGAGGUGAUAGAAGCGAAGCGUGCAAACACUUGCAAAAUGUGAUACAAUACCAACAAGAUAGAUUAGAACAAGUUGAACAAGAAAAUAAAAAAUUAGCCGACGAAUUAGAAGAGUUACGGAAUGCCGGUAAAAAGGCAAAGAAACGGUCCAAGAAGGAAAAUAACGUAGAUACUGUUAAAAAGAUAGAAUACGUAGAACCUACUGAUGAAGAAGAUGACGAGUUUGAAGACAGAGAUAAGGAUCCAGAUUGGAGAGCUACUCCGCUAUUUAAGCGUAUACAGGCGCAACGAUCCCGUCUGACGAUGAACUUCUCGACGGAGGCGGCGGACGCGAGUGCGCGCGCCGCCAAGCGCGGCAGCGACGGCGCGCCGCACUGCACGUGCCGCGGCAGCUGCUCCACCAAGAUGUGCGGCUGCGUCAAGGCCGAGCUCGGCUGCGGCGCCGCCUGCCGCUGCCAGCGCGCGCUCUGCCGCAACCGCCGCCUGUCCUCCGACAGCGACGACAAGGAGAACAACCCUUCCAGUACUGAAUACUCAUUAGAUACGACGCCACAAUCAUCCUACUUUGAUAAACGUUUUGAAACGUCACAGGAAUUGGACAAAAUCGCAGAUAAAUUAACCGAUACUAAAAUAAAAACUGAUAAUAAUCAAACUCCAAGACGAAUUCCGCGUACUUUGCGUCCAAUGUCAGAGAGAAUGCCACAGACAAAGAGUCGAACACACAAAUGGAUGUUAGCACUAUUAUUAUACAACACUUGCGUCGCUCCUAUGUCUUCAUAUUGUGCAAACAGCAUAUUUCAAUACGGAAUCGAUGUAGCCAAGUAUAAUGUGAUGUCUAACAUCUUCAAAUAUUUACUAAAAGAGAGAUCACCUUGACGCUACAUAUGUAAAGAAGAAGAAAAGCUAUUUUUUUCCACAAGAUGCGGCAAAUGGCGACGUCAAAAAUAACCAA
Molecule: messenger RNA, 3706 nt
Organism: Melitaea cinxia (Glanville fritillary)
Lineage: Eukaryota; Metazoa; Arthropoda; Insecta; Lepidoptera; Nymphalidae
Gene: Klp3A
Product: chromosome-associated kinesin KIF4-like
Exons: 19
Coding region: 1-3630 (1209 amino acids)
Biological process (GO): microtubule-based movement; mitotic spindle organization
Molecular function (GO): ATP binding; microtubule motor activity; microtubule binding
Source: RefSeq, a predicted model, not a curated record